Darwinula stevensoni is the source of this 1276-nucleotide messenger RNA. The record is from the annotation of a GenBank genome assembly. Lineage: Eukaryota; Metazoa; Arthropoda; Ostracoda; Podocopida; Darwinulidae.
UCCUUCUCGCCGAUGCAGUGCGUCGUCACGUUCGCUUGUUUCACGCCGAAUUUCACCCUUCGCAUGUUGAUGGGAUAGCGAGACGAUGUACGGGACGGUGUCACCUCGACCCCACGUCCAUCCUCCGCACAAGAUGAACGGGUCCAUCUUGUCAGGGCGAGGGACCCCCCACCACAACAUGUUGAAUGCGUCCAUGACGACCAGCCCGCAUCCGGUGCUGUUGAACGCGUCCAAGGCGAGCAAUCACAGCCCGGGCACGAACACGACCGUGUUAGAAUCCGAUCAGCCGGUCACCCGGGUCAUGAGGAUUCCCCUUAAUUCAACGCGGAUCAUGAAUUCCCCUCCGCCGCCACCUCCUCCGAACCGGAACUUGGUGUCCAACUACUUCUUCCCCAAGUCGUUUGGUGUUCGCGAACACUUGGUGGCACUGUGUCUCCUGUGCGUGAUCUCGUUGUUGUUGUCCCUGUUGGCCCUGGUGUUCCUGCUCCGGGUAUCCCGGUUCGAAGGGCCGAGGCAUCUACGCGAGGAGUUCGAUCCCUUCCCCAUGUUCGGGGGCGAAGAUGGAUUGAGGAAGGAGGAGUGGAUGCUGAUGCACGAGCUCAGCUUGGCCUUGACGGCCUUGACCUUGUCCUUGGACAUCUGCUGCCUCCUCGUCUCGGCCGUCCAAUUCGUCUUCGCCGUGAAGCUCCUCAAGUCCCCCCACGGACAACUGAGGACGGCGAAGUACCUGAAGGACUCGUCGAGGAGCCAAUCUUGCGCCAUCGGAGGAUUCUUCCUCUCUGUCCCCAUUUUCCUUACAGGUGUGAUCCUGUACACCUUCAUGCAUUUCCAUUCCCGGUCGGCCAUUGUCACAUCUAUUCUCCUCGGUUUGGGAGUCUUAUUCUGCGGCAUUGCUAUGAUCCACAACGUCUACAUAUGGCAAAAGGACAAAUCACUGAAGCUGGGGACUCGGGGUUACAAGAAGAAGAACCGGACACGGAGUCCCAUUCCACCAGUGACCAUCUCAGGUCCCUUGGAACUGAGUGGGAUCUCGUCCACCCACGCACACGAACUCUCCACCCUCGUCUAGUCCGUCACAUGUCCCAGAGAAAUUGCGACACGUCAUGCCGCACGUGUCACGAUGCACAAGAGACGUCGAAAUUCCCAGGAUAUUCCGACAAUUCUAUGCAAUAUUUUUUCAUACAGACAUUCAUUCAUAUCUGUGAUGUAUUCAGAUUCAGAAGCCCUGAGAACGUGGUCUCCCUGGGAUAUUACUCUUUAUCUCCAGGAUAUGCAG